GCUUCUCAGCCCUCUUCAGACCUGUCGGUAGGCGAAUCCAGGCUGCGGUUCCCGCCGAGCUGGCCGGUCCCGCUCUGAGCAGCACGGCGGUGACGGCCAGCGGGGCGCACUACAACUCCCGGCGUGCGGCGCGGCGGCGCGCAGGGGUGACAGGCGAUGCUUCCCGGCGUGCCCCGCGGUGGCGGCGGCGGAGAGCGAAGGGCGGUGGGAUGCGGCUGUCGGUGGUGGCCGCCAUCUCGCACGGGCGAGUGUACCGGCACCUGGGGCUGGGCCCGCGCUCCCGCCUCGACCUGCUGCGCAACCUGGUGACGGCGCUGGUGCGCCAUGAGCGCAUCGAGGUGCCCUGGGCGCGGGCCGACGAGAUGCGCGACUAUGCCGAGCGGCUCAUCGACUACGCCAAACUGGGAGACACCAACGAGCGCGCUAUGCGCAUGGCGAAUUUCUGGCUGACGGAGAAGGAUCUCAUCCACAAGCUGUUCAAGGUGCUGGCAGUCCGGUUCCAGCCGCACCCCGGCAGCUACACGCGCAUGCUGCACAUACCCAACCGGGAUGACAUUGACCGCGCCAAGAUGGCAGUGAUCGAGCUCAAGGGGAACCCCUUCCCACCCCUCAUCGUCCCGCGCCGUGACACCGAGAAGACGCUGCUCAACCAGCUUCUGAAGGGCUACCGGGAGGACAUGCAGCGGGCGGCAGCCCCAGAGGCACUCAAGGGCACCCCUGUCUAAGUAUCCCUUUUUAACCUGAUGGAGGCCCCAUGCCCGCACAGGUGUGGGGCUCGGCAUGAGCUGCCCCGGCACCAGUCAACUUGCUGCAGUCCUGGAGCACAGUGUUGGAAGACAUCCCAGCAGAUCUGAAGAUUGAUUUAUAGCUUUAAGGCUCCUCGAUGUGGGGCAGGAGGUGAAGGCGUACUUGCUUCUUCCUGUAGUUUGAAUAGAAAGUCAGCAAGAGAAGGAAGUCAAGCUGGGAACCUUAAUGUUGUUAUUCUCUGUGUAAAUAAAUUCUGUUCAGAAAGUGA
Messenger RNA from Pogoniulus pusillus (Red-fronted tinkerbird), 1015 nucleotides. RefSeq names its product mitochondrial ribosomal protein L17 (gene MRPL17). Bases 210 to 725 code for a protein of 171 amino acids. Gene Ontology annotation, molecular function: structural constituent of ribosome. Lineage: Eukaryota; Metazoa; Chordata; Aves; Piciformes; Lybiidae. The transcript is spliced from 3 exons. The record is from RefSeq and is a predicted model, not a curated record. Gene Ontology annotation, biological process: translation. Gene Ontology annotation, cellular component: ribosome; mitochondrial large ribosomal subunit.